This is a messenger RNA of Vicia faba (fava bean), 1341 nucleotides long. The record is from the annotation of a GenBank genome assembly. NCBI's taxonomy places the organism in Eukaryota, Viridiplantae, Streptophyta, Magnoliopsida, Fabales, Fabaceae.
AUGCAGAAGAUGAAGUGGAACAAAAAGAAAGUUCAUGUUUUUCCUUUUCUUGUCAUUUUGUUAUUAGUCUUCAUAACAUUCUCAACUCUCCAUAAUGGGAGCACAAUUGGACAAAUCCAUGAAAGCCCAGAUCACAUUCACCAAGUAGAAGCUUCUUUAGCUAUCUAUGUUAAACCUAAUCUCUCUAGUCACCUCAACAAAUCUCAAGAGGUUUUGGAUAGAUUCAGUAGAUGCAACUCUACUACAGAGUAUACUGGUAGAAAAAUUGCUAGGCGUGGUGAUUCGAAGAGUUCCGUUCGCCAGAGAGUGAGUGCUAAAAGCUGCGAUGUUUUCUCGGGUCGAUGGGUGUUUGAUAAUGCUUCAUAUCCAUUGUACAAUGAGGCAGAUUGUCCUUAUAUGUCUGAUCAAUUGGCUUGCAAUAAGCAUGGAAGAACUGAUCUAGGGUAUCAACAUUGGAGAUGGCAACCACAUGAUUGCAAUUUGAAGAGGUGGAAUGUGAAAGAAAUGUGGGAAAAGUUGAGAGGUAAAAGGCUAAUGUUUGUCGGAGAUUCUCUGAAUAGAGGGCAAUGGAUAUCUAUGGUAUGCUUGUUACAGUCAGAAAUUCCUUCCGAUAAGAGAUCAAUGUCACCAAAUGCUCAUCUCACGGUUUUCAGAGCCGAGGAGUACAAUGCAACUAUAGAAUUCCUCUGGGCUCCUCUUCUCGUUGAAUCUAAUUCCGAUGAUCCGGUGAAUCACCGACUAGAUGAACGGAUAAUUCGUCCUGAUUCAGUUAUGAAGCAUGCAUCACUGUGGGAGCAUGCUGAUAUACUUGUUUUCAACACAUACUUGUGGUGGAGACAAGGACCAGUUAAGCUAUUAUGGACCGAUGAAGAAAAUGGAGCUUGCGAAAAGUUAGACGGGCAAGAAGCAAUGGAGUUGGCCAUGGGAUCCUGGGCCGAUUGGGUGUCUUCUAAAGUUGAUCCACUCAAGAAGCGUAUUUUUUUCGUGACCAUGUCCCCAACACACCUCUGGAGCCGAGAAUGGAAUCCGGGAAAUGAAGGAAACUGUUACGGCGAGAAGGAUCCUAUUGACUUUGAGGGCUAUUGGGGAAGUGGUUCUGAUUUACCUACCAUGAGCAGUGUAGAGAACAUCCUUAGCAGUUUAAAUUCAAAAGUUUCUGUCCUCAAUGUUACUCAACUUUCCGAGUAUCGAAAAGACGGUCAUCCUUCGAUUUUUCGAAAAUUUUGGGAGCCUCUUCGUCCGGAACAGUUGUCGAAUCCUUCAUCUUACUCUGAUUGCAUACAUUGGUGCUUGCCAGGGGUGCCUGAUACGUGGAACGAGUUACUAUUCCACUUUUUAUGA